Molecule: messenger RNA, 1260 nt
Organism: Episyrphus balteatus (marmalade hoverfly)
Lineage: Eukaryota; Metazoa; Arthropoda; Insecta; Diptera; Syrphidae
Exons: 3
Coding region: 446-1210 (254 amino acids)
Source: RefSeq, a predicted model, not a curated record
GCGGCGUUUUUCUUUAUUUUUUUAUUUAUUAAGAACCUUUGCAUAUACCUAUAAUGUUGAGAACAUAUUCCAAACAAAAAAAUAUAACAAACAAGUUGAAAAUUUGGACUGAUCAAAGUACAAUAACAUUAAUUAAAAUGUACCAACAAUAUGAUCCUGAUUUAUUGCAAAUCAAUGACCAUUCAAAAAAUCCACAACUAAAAAGGGAUCUUUGGGCAAUCAUUGCCCAAAGGCAUGAAACCACAAUUCCUGAAGUUCAAAACAAAAUCAAAUUAUUGCUAAGUAAAUUUGCAAUCGAACUUAGACGAUACAAUCGAUAUCGACUAUCUGAAAGUUAUUUUCAAAAUAAUCCAUGGAAGUUUUUUCGAAAUUUUAUGUUUUUGUUAGAAAUAGAUGAUUUCGCAAAUGUUUCGACAUUGUCGGAAAGUUGCUUGAUUUUUAUAAAAUGAAAGAAAUUGCUGAACAAAGGCAAAUAGUUUGUCUUAAAAUGUGUGUUGCCAACGGAAUUUCAUUUGCUAAUGCACUGAAAAUGUUAAAAAAGGCUUAUGGAGAGUCAGUUUUAUCAAAAGAACAAGCUUUUGAGUAUUACAAGACAUUUAAUAAGAGCCCAGAUGUUACAGAUGACAAGAUUAAUAUCGGAAAGAAGCCUACAAUUGAUAAACACAUUCCAGAAGUAUUUGAUAGUGAUUCAAAUUCCAUUUCCAAAAUGUUCAGUACCGAAGACAGAUCAAGAACUCCUUCUUCUUCCAGUCAACAAGAUCAAGAAAGUCAAGAUUUUCAAUCAUCUGUAAAUUUCGAUGAAAUUUUUGAGGUGAAUGAAGAUGAAGAGGAACAUGAAGAUAAAUCUCCAGCAAAUAAAAAAAGAAGAUUAAAUGAUUCACACACACCUCUCGAAGACGCUCUAAAAUGUAUAAAAACCUUAUUGGAUGAAAAUGACAAACGUGACGAACAUUCAGUCUAUGGCGAACAUAUAGCUAAUAAGCUACGCAAUUGCAAUCGCAGUAAUUCAGAUAUUGCUAUUGCCCAGCAUCAUAUUGAAAAUAUUGUUUUUAAUUUGUCUAUGGGAGUUUAUCGUGAAGAAGCAGAGAAUUCCAUCGAUAAUAAAACUAAUUUGAUGAUACCGCCUGUUAAUACACGUGAUGUUCCAGAUCCUAUUAUACUUACAGUCCCAGAUCCUGUGAUCAUUCCAAAACCUGAGCCUAGUCCAUAAAAAAAAAUGGAAAAAAUAAAUAUAAAUAAAGUUUUUCGUUAUUCUUGUAA